GAGCGAGACCUGCCUCGCGAUGCAAUAGAACUCGCACGUUUAUUUACUUGGAGGAGCAGGACAGCGAGUGGCCGCAUAACUCGCUUAAGAAGAAGCCGUAGCAGGGCUUGGAAGUAUCGACUGCAUGCGCCCGCCGAGCGGCUCAAUUCGGGCUGGACAGUGUGUGGCUGAAUACAGGUUGCCAUGGCUGAAGUGCUGCCUGGAGUGGUGAAGUGCGGCGCGUAUGACUAUGAUGACGGAACCCGAUACGUCGGCGAUUGGAACGCCAAGGGCCAGAAGCACGGCAUGGGUCACCUUGUGCUUCCGGACGGCACCCGUUACGACGGCGCCUUCAGCAAUGGUCUGUGCGGCGGCCUCGGCGUCAUGAGCUUCCCCGACGGCGCCAGGUUCGAAGGCGAAUUCAUGCAGGGCUGGUUCCACGGGCACGGAGUCUUCUUGCGGUCGGACGGCAUGAAAUUUGAGGGCGAGUUUCGCGGCGGAAGGAUUUGGGGCUUAGGCUUAAUCACCUUUAACGAUGACACCCACGGGUUUCCCCGCAACGAGGGCUACUUCCAAGAUUGUCGCUUUGUCAGGAAGAAGACCUGCCCUGACGUGAUCCAAAGAGCGCAGAAGGUGGCAAUGAUGGCCAGGGCGCAGUGCGACAACUAAUUCUCAAGUCAGCAACCCCACGGAAAUGCCAAAGAAUAAUUUUCUAAGACACACGGCACCAAGCAAGACGUUUUGUGCAAACUUUCCAAAUGAUAAUCAAUUUUUGUUUUGAAAUUGCUGUAAUUUAAAAUGGUGUCGAUGAUGCUGCCAAACAGAGCAAAUUUAAUUACUUCCAGAGUUGCUCGAAUGAGUCAUUAAAUUUAAUAAUGAUAAUGAACCAAUUUGUCUUCUUUUAUUAUAAUUAUA
Messenger RNA from Neocloeon triangulifer, 894 nucleotides. RefSeq names its product MORN repeat-containing protein 4 homolog (gene rtp). The transcript has 4 exons. Lineage: Eukaryota; Metazoa; Arthropoda; Insecta; Ephemeroptera; Baetidae. The record is from RefSeq and is a predicted model, not a curated record. The coding region runs from base 184 to 648 and encodes 154 amino acids.